Molecule: messenger RNA, 465 nt
Organism: Kwoniella shivajii
Lineage: Eukaryota; Fungi; Basidiomycota; Tremellomycetes; Tremellales; Cryptococcaceae
Exons: 1
Coding region: 1-465 (154 amino acids)
Source: RefSeq, a predicted model, not a curated record
AUGGGUUUCAAAACCUUACUCGGCAGCUUGAGACACGCUCAAUUCCAAGCGAGUCUACUGUAUUGGCACACUCGGGACAACAGCGAAGAUCUACCCUCACACCUCAACUUGUUAUCCUCAAUCGAGUUAGAUGGCAGGGGAUGGGAAAUGGCUUUACUCGCAUACGGAAAAGAUCAUGUAAUAAUGAGGACUUAUAUACUCGCUGCGCAAGCUGCAAAUGCAGGAUAUAAAGCAUCUGCAGAGGAUGUCUACAUGCUCAGUCCCAAUACACCUUCUAUCGACCACGCUAAGAACAGCAUUAUUGCUUAUUCCAAGGACCGAUUCAAACGGAACACAUCUCCCAUGUCAAACGAUCCACCUUCUCCUCUAUCUCUCAGUGGUCGAUCUUCAAACAACGGUGAAAGACCCAGGAGACGUACUCGAUCUCCCUGUUCUGACAACGGUCCAACCUCCACAGGCUCUUAG